AGGGAGGAAGGAAGGCGGGGGUGUUUUGAACACCAACUUGUUGAGUAUUGAUGUACUGAUCAGAUUGAUUCUCCUUCAACCGCCAUUGGCCAUUAGAACUGUUAAGAAGAAAAGACUGACAUUAAAAAUGUUGCAGACUUGUAGGAACAUUUCCAAAGCUCGGCCUAUUUUACAAAAGUAUGCCGGAUGCUUACAAAUUAGCAAUCAUUUAAGCACAUCAGCUGCCUUAUUUGACGGACGUCCUUUUCCGUUGACGGCUCUGACUGAAGAUGAACUUGUCCUCAAAGAUAUGGUUGCAAAGCUGGCAUCUGAAAAUAUUGCUCCAUAUGUUAAAAAAAUGGAGAAAGAAGGAAAAUUUGAUCCUAGUGUACUUGAGGCCAUUUUUGACAGUGGGCUUAUGGGAAUAGAAAUAGAGGCUGAGUAUGGUGGCUCAGGCUUAUCUUUUAUGUCCUCUAUCAUUGCUGUUGAAGAAAUAUCAAAAGUAGAUGCAUCUGUGGGUAUAUACGUUGACAUUCAAAAUACCUUAGUCAACGCUCUGAUAAGAAAAAUUGGAACACCAGAGCAGAAAAAGCAUUAUUUACCUCUACUUGCCCAAAAAGCCGGUGGCUGUUUCUGUCUGUCAGAACCACAGUCCGGAUCUGAUGCUUUUGCAAUGAAAACUAUUGCAAAGAAGGAUGGUAGCGAUUAUGUUAUAAAUGGAACAAAAAUGUGGAUCUCACAUUCAGAUGUCGCUGGUGUCUUUCUUGUCAUGGCAAAUGCUAAUCCAUCUGAUGGUUACCGUGGCAUAACAUGCUUCAUUGUAGACAGAGAGAUGCCUGGUGUUUCUGUUGGAAAAAAGGAAGACAAAUUGGGGCUCCGUGCUUCUGGAACAUGCAUGGUUCACUUUGACAAUGUCAGGGUUCCAGAGAGAAAUAUUUUAGGUAAAUUUGGUCAUGGUUAUAAGUAUGCUGCAGGGUUCUUGAAUGAAGGCCGUAUUGGUAUUGGUGCACAAAUGGUGGGCAUUGCACAGGGAUGCUUUGAUGCCACUAUCCCAUACACUUUAGAACGCAGACAAUUUGGAAAAAGUGUAUUCUCAUUUCAGGGCAUGUCUCAUCAAAUUGCUCAAGUGGCAACUCAAAUCGAAUCUACUCGUCUCUUGGUGUACAAUGCUGCAAGACUGCAAGAGAUGGGGCUAGACUUCAUUAAACAGGCUGCAAUGGCUAAAUAUUAUGCAGCAGAAGUGGCACUUUUGACAACAUCCAAAUGCAUUGACUGGAUGGGGGGAGUUGGAUUCACAAAAGAUUUUCCCCAAGAAAAGUUCUACCGAGAUUGUAAGGUUGGUUCCAUUUAUGAAGGUACGUCCAAUAUUCAGUUAAAUACAAUCGCAAAAUUCAUUCAAAGGGAGUAUGAACAGUAGCUCAAUUUGUGAUUUUAUUGUUGAUCAUAAUUGCUAUUCUAUGGCUAUGACUUUAUACCAAAUUUGCUAUGCUAUGGCUAUGAUUUUAUACCAAAUUAUUUAUUUCAUAUGUGUAAAUGACUUUUUUUUGCUCUGUUGCUAUGAUUUGGUUGUUAUACAUAGAAUCUCGCUAAGUUUAUUUAGUUUCUUUCUUAUAACACUCAAUGAUAGAAAACUUUUGUAAUGUCUUCUGGAUUACGAUUUUGUAAUGUGAAUGUUUACCAAUGCCAUUGUUGUGGUGUUCUAUGAUUAUUUGCUGUUACCAGCCAAGUUAUUAAGUAACUUUGGUGUGCCAUACUUAUCUAAUGUAGAGUCUAUUUUUAUAUGAAUGCUUUAUCUAUUCCUUGUUAAAAUAUUUGCCUUUAUUAUUUGAGAGAAACGUCUGGAGUGUCCUCUCUGCAGGAUUCCCCUAAAUGAUUUUAAAACUAUUGUUUUUAUAAACACCAAGCUUUAGGGAACACUGUUUAGGUUCUUAACGGUACAUUAUUGUGGCAUUCUAUAUCUCUAUUGAUUUACUUUUCUCAAGGAUCAGGUUGGACAAGUACCAAUUAAUCAAUUUAUGUGCUCAGACUUUUUCUUGACUCUUUGUUGUCUCAUUCAGUGAAUGUGUUGUGGAUUCUUCUGUGUCAUCCAUUUGGAAUUGGCAGUUCCAUCCUUUUAAAUGAUCACAACCAAAGGUUCAGUUGAAUUGAGUGGCCACUAAUCAAGUUUCCUUUGUAUCAUUUUCAUGGAAUUUGUAUUGUGGGCAUGCUCUGCACUUGCCAGAUAAACAACUGAGAUGCUAGUUCACCAUAUUGGAUGCAACUGUAAAUACCAUAAGACAAACAGACAGAUUCUCUACACUACCAUUAAAAACCUUAACCAGAUUAAAUCAACAUUCAGUCAUAGUGUUGUGUAGUAAGUACUCUUAAAACCUAUUCCUGGGUCCAAAAUCGAUGGAAUAUCUAGUCUUAAAUGUCACAAAAUGACUUGUUAAGGGCAGUAAUUUAAUUUUAGGAUUUUUUAAGUUGGGGUUGGGUAGUAAAAUAAAUAUGAUAUUUGUUCAAUACA
This is a messenger RNA of Frankliniella occidentalis (western flower thrips), 2485 nucleotides long. RefSeq names its product short/branched chain specific acyl-CoA dehydrogenase, mitochondrial. Gene Ontology annotation, cellular component: mitochondrion. Lineage: Eukaryota; Metazoa; Arthropoda; Insecta; Thysanoptera; Thripidae. The coding region runs from base 128 to 1396 and encodes 422 amino acids. Gene Ontology annotation, molecular function: flavin adenine dinucleotide binding; acyl-CoA dehydrogenase activity. The transcript has 9 exons. The record is from RefSeq and is a predicted model, not a curated record.